AUGAUUCGGAAGGGGCCUCUGCCACACCCAAAAGAUUUCCCUAAUGAUUUUACCAGACAAAAAGUUCCAAUGUCUGUUCUCAAAGUCAGAACAUCAAAUGGCAAAAGCGAGAGAAGAGGUUGGCUUGUAUUCAGUCCUGGAAAACAGUCCUUGUAUUGCCUGCCUUGUAGGCUUUUCUCUCAUACAGUGGGCUCACAACUGCAAAGGUCACAGUCGAUCAUGGCAUCCAAACAAGGCUGGUGUACAGAACAGAAAUGGAAAAAACUGUUUGACAGGUUGCCUCAACAUGAAAACACUUCAGCACACAAGAACUGUUAUCUAGCAUGGCGUGAGUUGGAGAGGAGGUUAGAAAGUGAUACUGGGAUUGAUGUGAUGUCUCGCAAAGAAAUCAUGAGUGAGACUGAGAAAUUGUGA
This is a messenger RNA of Limulus polyphemus (Atlantic horseshoe crab), 414 nucleotides long. Its product is annotated as zinc finger MYM-type protein 5-like. NCBI's taxonomy places the organism in Eukaryota, Metazoa, Arthropoda, Merostomata, Xiphosura, Limulidae. The transcript has a single exon. The record is from RefSeq and is a predicted model, not a curated record. The coding region runs from base 1 to 414 and encodes 137 amino acids.